ACUUUCGUUCGUUUUCAGAAAAUGCGGAGAGUUCGCUGGCGCAUGCGCAGUUGCGUCGAACCCAUUUGAAAACCAAACGUGUGCAACAAUGUCCAGGCGAAGACGUGGUUCCUUCAGCGACGACGAAGACACUCGUUCGAGGAAGCGGAGGAGGACAAAUGACUUUCUGGAUAUUGAAGAACGGUUAGAAUCUUUGAUUACCAGAGUUGGAGAAAAGAGCACCUCAUCAUUGGAGAGUAACCUUGAAGGACUUGCCAAUGUACUUGAAACUGAUCUACCAAAUUACAAGCAUAAAAUUCUGAAAAUAUUAUGUGAAUGUGUUGUUCGAUUACCUGAGAAGUUAACUGUUUAUACAACUUUGGUGGGAUUGCUGAAUGCCAAGAACUAUAACUGCGGGGGCGAGUUUGUAGAAAUGCUGGUCCGAAAUUUAAAAGAAUGCCUGAAAGCAGGAUAUUUUGAAGGUGCCAGGAUUAUGGUUCGUUUUCUGUGUGACCUGGUCAACUGCCAUGUAAUUGUGGCUGGAUCAUUGUUGUCUAUGUUUGACAAUUUUGUCGAAGUGACUCUUGAAGAUAACAUUCCUCAGGUGCGAUCCGACUUUUAUGUUUAUGCAGUUUUAUCAUCUCUACCAUGGGUUGGAAGAGAAUUGUAUGAGAAAAAAGAAACUGAAUUAGAUAAGCUAUUGUUAGUGAUUGAGAACUAUAUCAGUAAAAGAUCAAAAUCUCAUGUUGCUGCUCUGAAAGUUUGGUCCAAAGAUACUCCUCACCCACAAGAAGAGUAUUUGGACUGCUUGUGGGCUCAGAUCAAAAAUCUGAAGAAUAACAAAUGGAUUGAAAGGCAGAUUCUUCGCCCCUAUUUGGCAUUUGAUAAUGUUCUUUGUGAAGCCUUACAGCAUACUUUGCCCCAAGUUACUCCUCCAUCACAUCACGAAGACACAAUUUAUCCACUGCCUAGUGUAGUUUUCAGGAUGUUUGAUUAUACAGAUGUGCCUGAGGGCCCUGUCCUACCUGGGAGCCACUCAAUUGAACGAUAUUUAAUUGAAGACCAGUUGCACAGUAUUAUUUCUACCAACCAUAACGAAAGAAAAGAUUGUGCCACAUUGCUUCUUGGUCUUCAUAAUAAGAAUAAAAUACCUCUGAAUUAUAUGAUAGUUGAGGUUAUGUUUGCUCAACUCAUGAAUCUACCACGGGCACCAUUUUUGGAAUUGUUCUAUGGCUCAACUUUGAUUGAGCUCUGUAAGCUGCAACCUAGCUCCAUGCCACAAGUCUUGGCUCAAGCAACAGAGAUGGUUUUUGACAGAAUAGAGUCUAUGAAAACCUCCUCUAUUGUAAGGGUUUCAAAAUGGUUUGCCUAUCAUUUGAGUAAUUUCCAGUUCUGUUGGAGCUGGGAUGACUGGGUCUCCUGUGCAUCACAAGAUAUUGAUAUGCCCAAACCUAAAUUCAUCCAAGAGACUUUAUUGAGAUGUCUUCGUUUGUCUUAUCAUCAGAGGAUCCAGGAUUUUAUGCCCAGCGAAUUUACAGCACUAAUUCCAAUGAAGCCUUCUGUUAAUUAUAAAUAUGAACGAGAAGGGUCUGGAUCUUUACCUGGUACAGUUGUUGCUCAUCAACUAAAAGAGGCCCUUAAGAACAAGUGCACAACAGACGAAGCUCUUGAAAUUCUCAAAGAUCUUCCCAAUCCAUUACAGGAUGAAGAAAAUGAACCUACACACAACCCCUUAAAAAUUGAUGUUUUUGUGUCUACAAUUUUAUAUUUGGGCUCCAAGUCUUUUAGUCAUUCCUUCUCUGCAAUUGCAAAAUUUCAUUAUAUAUUUAAAACACUGGUUGAAAAUGAGGAGGGUCAGAUAUGUCUCCUAAAAACUGUGUAUGAUUUAUGGAGGACACAUCAACAGAUGCUGGUAGUCUUGAUAGAUAAACUACUGAAGACUCAGAUAAUCGAAUGCUCAGCUGUUGCUAAUUGGUUGUUUUCUGAUGAAAUGAGCCAUGCAUUUACAAGUUUCUUUGUAUGGGAAAUAAUGCACAGCACCAUCAAAAAGAUGAUGAAACAUGUCACGAAACUUCAGAAAGAAGUAGAAGAUGCAAGAGACAAACAUGAAUCAGCUCAGCAAAAGGCUGAUGAUCUGGAUCCUGACAAAGAUGAUGAAACCCCAAAUGCAGAAAUGAUUGAACGCAUGGUAGAGAAAUUGGAAGCUGCUCAGAGUCAACAGAAAAAUUUAUUUCUUAUUCUAUUUCAGCGUUUUAUUAUUUUAUUAACUGAACAUUUUGCCCGUUGUGAAGCUGAAGGUAUUGACUGGAACACCUCCAGAUAUAAAUGGGUUAUUGAACGACUUCAUGAAGUAUUUUUAACUCAUCAUGAAUUGGUGUUCACCUAUAUUAGUACGCUUGAGAAUCUGCUGUUCACCAGUGACAUUGACGUACACAUUCUGGAAAUAUUCCAACAGUUCUGUGCACUUCGUUCUUAGGACAGUUCCACCAUGUUCAUAAUUAGAACUUCCAGAUUAUCUUGUUCAACAAGGUUUAGUCCUUAGAUGAUACCACCUUCAUCCUCAUUAUUUCCAUUAUAGUUUUUUUUUUUCUCUCUCUCUCCUCCUCCUUCUUCCGUUGCUUCCCAAGGAAGUGGGAAGUAUCUUAUAGUUCAGUUUGUCCUCUGUUUCUCCUGCAGACAUCCUUUUGAUGUUUCUCUUCCACCUUCAGAGUUUUCACAGUGAAUAAUUUGUGCUGCUGUUUAGUUUGUCCUACAGUUUGCUACAGUUUGAUUUUGUCCUACAGUUUAAACAAUCUUGAACUAUUUCUAUUUAAAAUGAAAAAAA
This is a messenger RNA of Octopus sinensis (East Asian common octopus), 2803 nucleotides long. Its product is annotated as nuclear cap-binding protein subunit 1. The transcript has 24 exons. The coding region runs from base 89 to 2455 and encodes 788 amino acids. NCBI's taxonomy places the organism in Eukaryota, Metazoa, Mollusca, Cephalopoda, Octopoda, Octopodidae. Gene Ontology annotation, molecular function: mRNA binding; RNA cap binding; protein binding. The record is from RefSeq and is a predicted model, not a curated record. Gene Ontology annotation, biological process: mRNA export from nucleus; nuclear-transcribed mRNA catabolic process, nonsense-mediated decay. Gene Ontology annotation, cellular component: nucleus; nuclear cap binding complex.